Molecule: messenger RNA, 1558 nt
Organism: Pantherophis guttatus
Lineage: Eukaryota; Metazoa; Chordata; Lepidosauria; Squamata; Colubridae
Product: adiponectin receptor protein 1-like
Biological process (GO): adiponectin-activated signaling pathway
Cellular component (GO): plasma membrane
Molecular function (GO): signaling receptor activity
Source: RefSeq, a predicted model, not a curated record
CACCAAUUAAAUUAAGCCUCCUUGGGUGCCACACUCUUUGUAACUUCAUUCUUCUACAACUGUUGUCCAACAGUCAACUCUUGAAUGAGCCCUAUUGAUUCUGAGGCAAGCCAAUAUGUCACAGCAGUACUCCAGGAAGCAUCAUUAUGACUUCAGCUGCUGACCAACAUCCUUCUUCUUCUCAGCUUUACCAAGCUGGGAAAAACAGUCCCCUUUGCCAAGUGAUUGGGAGUAGGAGAGCCAUAAGAUUUUCAUCCUUUCCCCCGGGGAAGAAAGCCUCCUCUCUGCCAUGACAACCCGUUCUGAGCCAGCUUCUGUACGGGUUCAUAGAGGGGCAAGGCCAUCUGGCCACAUUACCCAGAACCAGGAAGACCAGGAGAAGCAAAAUUGGAAAUGCUGUGGGCUCACUCUUCUGACAUGCAACUCAGUCACCCAGCUGAGUUCCCUUCAGGUCCACAUCUGAGGGAGGCCAUGGGAAGGAGACAUAAGGCAGCACAAAGAGAAAAAGACUGCACUUCCAAAGAUCUGGAGGUGAACUAUUGCCAGAUAAAGGUUUGGGAGGGCCGUUGGCGUGUUAUGCCCUAUGAUGUGCUGCCUGACUGGCUGAAAGACAACGAUUUUCUCCUGCAUGGACAUCGGCCACCCAUGCCUUCCUUCCGCGCCUGUUUCCGCAGUAUCUUCCGGCUCCACACCGAGACUGGCAACAUCUGGACUCAUCUGCUUGGGUUCCUCUUCUUCCUGGUUUUGGGCAUUGGAUACAUGUUCAGUCCCAACAUGAAAUAUGUGGCCCCCAUCCAGGAGCGUGUGGUCUUUGGCAUAUUUUUCCUCGGAGCCAUUCUCUGUCUCUGUUUCUCCUGGCUAUUUCACACAGUCUAUUGCCACUCUGAGAAAGUUUCUCGCACCUUCUCCAAAUUGGAUUACUCUGGAAUUGCCCUGCUCACCAUGGGCAGUUUUGUUCCGUGGUUGUAUUACUCGUUCUACUGCUCACCACAACCCCAGCUCAUCUACCUCAUCAUCAUCUGUGUGCUGGGUAUAACUGCCAUCACGGUGUCACAGUGGGAUCAUUUUGCCACACCACAGUAUCGAGCAGUGCGGGCAGGUGUAUUUCUGGGCCUAGGGCUGAGUGGACUAGUGCCCACCCUUCAUUUCAUGAUCACUGAAGGUUUUAUCAAGGCGACGACAGUGGGACAGAUUGGUUGGCUCUUCCUCAUGGCAGUCCUCUACAUCUUGGGAGUAGGCUUGUAUGCUGCCCGCAUUCCUGAACGUUUCUUCCCGGGCAAGUGUGACAUCUGGUUCCAUUCUCACCAGAUCUUCCACGUCUUGGUGGUCGCAGCUGCUUGUGUCCAUCUUCACGGGGUCUCCCAGCUGCAGGCAUUCCGCUCAUCGCUGGGUGGCAGCUGCACGGAGAACACUGUGCUCUGAUACCUUUUGAGGCCCCAGGGACACCUCUGCUGAAUGAGGGCAGCCCACCUGUCACCCUGCGCACUUCUGGAUAUGGACCACGAGGGGCAAGGCUUCUCUUAAAGGGCACUGCACCAAGUCUCUGUUUGAAAAACAA